Lichtheimia ornata is the source of this 912-nucleotide messenger RNA. RefSeq lists its product as uncharacterized. The transcript is spliced from 6 exons. Gene Ontology annotation, cellular component: CCR4-NOT core complex; CCR4-NOT complex; P-body. NCBI's taxonomy places the organism in Eukaryota, Fungi, Mucoromycota, Mucoromycetes, Mucorales, Lichtheimiaceae. The coding region runs from base 1 to 912 and encodes 303 amino acids. Gene Ontology annotation, molecular function: poly(A)-specific ribonuclease activity; nucleic acid binding. The record is from RefSeq and is a predicted model, not a curated record.
AUGCAUGCCAACGACUCAGCCUACAUUAAAGAAGUUUGGUCUGAAAACCUUGAAGAGGAGAUGGCACACCUACGCGAUUUGGUGGAAGAGUAUCCCUAUCUAGCCAUGGAUACUGAAUUCCCAGGUGUCGUCGCUCGGCCUAUUGGCACUUUUCGAACUUCCUCCGAUUACCACUACCAGACCUUACGCUGCAAUGUCGACGUGCUAAAGAUCAUUCAACUUGGUAUCACCUUUGCGGAUGAACACGGCAAUCUUCCACGCAACAUUUGUACUUGGCAAUUCAACUUCAAGUUUAGCUUGUCUGAAGACAUGUACGCCCAAGAUUCAAUCGAGCUGUUGACCAAAUCAGGAAUCGAUUUCAAGAAGCAUGAGGAGCAUGGUAUUGAUGUAGAGCACUUUGGUGAGCUGUUGAUCAGUUCAGGCUUUGUGCUUUUGGAGGAUGUCAAGUGGAUCUCUUUUCACAGUGGAUACGAUUUUGGAUAUCUUCUCAAGUUGUUGACGUGUUCCCCAAUGCCAGCGGAUGAGACCGAGUUCUUUGAAAUUCUACGACUUUAUUUUCCCUGUAUAUAUGAUAUCAAAUAUUUAAUGAGGAGCUGCAAGAAUCUCAAGGGUGGAUUGCAAGAUAUUGCUGAUGAUUUACAGGUGGCCAGAGUGGGUCCUCAGCAUCAAGCGGGAAGCGACAGUCUUUUGACAUGCACAACCUUCUUCAAGAUGCGACAAAUGUUCUUUGACGAUCGAAUCGAUGAUCAGAAAUAUCUAGGAUACCUAUAUGGCUUACGCAGUAGUCCAAGCGCCGUACAAUCACUCACACAAGCAACAAGCAACAUGUCGUUGAAUAGCAACAACAAUAGCCCGACAAUUACAGAUGGUGGGGAUAUAAAUGGAAAGAUGAAUGGAACAAUCAGGCAAUAA